Molecule: messenger RNA, 1660 nt
Organism: Tetranychus urticae (two-spotted spider mite)
Lineage: Eukaryota; Metazoa; Arthropoda; Arachnida; Trombidiformes; Tetranychidae
Source: RefSeq, a predicted model, not a curated record
UAUAAUAUGUUAUUAAUAAUAUGUAUGUCAAGAGUGAACAUUGGGCUAAACAUAUUUUAAUGGUUAGCUUGAAAUUAAUGAGGACAUGAAAUUAAUAGGUCGUUUUAAAAUUGAAGUCACCCAUUAAUGAACAACAGUUGAGAGGUAAACUAGAGUUUAUGAAAUAUUGUUAAUAACAGUGGACAUUGAAGAUAAAAAAAUAUCGCAAAUUCUUUGCAUUUUAUCUUAACCAUGGUAACUGAUUGGCCGGGAAAUGUCAACACAAAGGUAAAGUUGGAAUAAAGAUAAACAGAGUGAGAUUGAAGUCGAUAGACUCGGAAGUAAGACUAAAAAAUAACAAGAAAAAAGGUGGAGAUGGACUCGCAAGAAAUAUUGAAUAAAGAUUGGUCCAAACAAAACUGAUUCACCUGCAAUAAACUGUUGAUAUUUUAAAUGUGAUUGAACCUUUGAACGUUUUCUUAUUUUGCCCAACUCACUUUCUUGUUUCAUUCACGAUAUCACCAAAGACCUAAACACUUUGCAUCUUAUUAGCCAUUGUUAUCCAGAUAUUUCAAUAUUUGUUAAACUGAUCAAGCCUUCAAUUAACAUCAAUCCUUCAGGUUGUCAAGUGUUAUUCAACCGAUUCAGUUGCUGUCAAAAGUAACUCAAGUUUGAUUAUAAAUUGUCGAGUUUAUCACAUUUGGUUGGUUCAAUUAUUUGCAAAUGGGUUGUGGAGCGGCAAAGGCCACACAAACAACAGAUGGGCCUCAAAAUAUUACAAAUGAAAAAAACAAAAUACUGGAUUCAGUUGCUCAGGAAGAUCAUAAAAGUCUUGCAGAUCGACCGCCAACUCCAGUGCCUAAACCUGUAGCAUUUGAGAUUCCAAUUGAUCCAGUAGUGGCUGAUGGCGCUGAAGAUGAGUCCAUAGUCAAGAAACAUCCACCUAAACGGUUGGCUCGAUUAGAAGAGCAAAGAGCCUCGAUUCCGACUGUUGAUGACAUUAAAGAGAAACAAGCAGAAGCUGAAAAAAGAAGACAAGAAAUUAUCGAAGAGAAGAUUAAUAAAGCUCGAGCUGUUCAGGCAAAAAUUCAAGGAGAAAAGACGAGUCAGAAGAGCAGUACCAGUGAUGACACAACAGGAUCUAAUAACAACAAUACCACUGCGACCAGCGAGGAGAUGAAAAACAAACUGAAUGGUGAAUCAAAUGAGACCAGUAAAGACAAGGAAUCAGCUGAAAUUAAGACGACCACUGAUGAUAAAAUAAGUAAUGAUACUCGAACUGAUGAUAAAAGUGAAAGCAAUGAAAAGGAUGAAAGCAAAAGUGUUGAAUCCAAGACUGAUGGCAAGUCAGGUGAUAAAGUAAGCGUCCAAACUACCAAUAAGACGGAGUCAACAUUAAGUUAAAUUUGCUUCAUUGAUUUGUUUUAUUAGCCUAAAUUUAAUUUCAGUGUACAGCCAAAUAUUGAUUAAAUUUCAUUCCUUUCCGAUCAUUUACAUUCAAUUCUGAUAAAAUAUUGAAAGAAUCUCGAGUUAAAAUGAAAUAAACAAUACUUCCAUUCUGUAUUUCACCUUAACUUGAACCUUUUUAUACAUAAAUUUGCGUCCACCUAAUGAUGCAUUGAAAUGAUUUAAAUGUAAUAGACGCUUUCAAAUCUAUUUGUAGCUUAAUAAUAAAAGUUAA